GGCCGCUGUAGUCCACGUCGUGGACGAUCCUGGAUUAUCAAUACCAGUCAUACGAACCAUAUCAACCCUUACUCGUAAAAUCCAAGCACUUGGCAGCCCCUCCAGCCAUUGGAAUCCGCAGAAAGGGCUUCACCUCAUGAGCAACAAUGGAGAGUCCCGCGCCCUCCAACAAUGGAUUCACACAUGAGGCUCUUCCAGACCCGGCUAAAUAUAUGAGGCUCCUGGAGGUCUUGGAUGACAACUACUCCAAGACUACCAAAGUCAGGUGUCGGCUGACCACAUGGCCGAUCAACAGCAUGCCUCCGUACCACGCUGUCUCCUACACAUGGGGGGAUCCUAAGUCGAACACGUUCAUACUUAUGAAUGACAAGACCUUGGAAGUCCGAACAAAUUGCGAAUUAGCCCUGAAACAGGUCUACUGGUACAGAAAAAGCCAGUCUUUCCUUUACCGGAAGCGGCAGGCCCAUUUGUACCGGGAGACCAGAUCAGAGUGGUACACCGAGAGCCGGUAUUUCUGGGUUGAUGCCCUGUGUAUCGACCAGUCCAACGACCAGGAGAAGAGCAAGCAGGUCGCCAUGAUGGGAAGCAUCUACAAAAAUGCAUCACAUGUGUUAUCCUGCAUCGGGGCUCACGCCGAUGACAGUCUCUUCCUCUUCGAAUCGCUUUACGGUCUCAGCCAUUACCUGGUUCAGCCCAGAAAGGUGCUCAGAAAAAAUCGAGAUGGAAACGGUCUGAGCGGGUUCUCUCUCCGGUUUCGCUUGCUUCACCGACACACAUCCCUCCACAGGUUUGGUCUCGCCUUGGCCCGGUUAGCUGUGAGACCGUACUUCACCCGUGUUUGGAUUCUUCAGGAGCUACAACUUGCAAAAAGUCUCACGAUCCUAUGUGGCCGGCAUGUUUUGGCGAAGGAAGACGCACUGCACCUGUUCGAAGAACUGUUUAAAAACCUGGAACUCGUCGUCGACAAAGACAACACACAAUCUAUCUUAAUGACACCUCACCUCAACUUUAUCGGUCACAGAUUCCUUCGGAGGCAUGUCAACCACGGGUUCCCUCAUCCGUUGCUGCACGGAUCCUGGCUCAAUGAGCUGCCGAAGCCGUGCAUGGCGACAAUCUCAAUGUUGAAGCAGAACUACGCGAAUGUGAAAAACAACUUGUUCGAGCUACUCAACGAGGUUGUGUCUCAUUUGCAGUGCCAGGACCCGAGAGACAAGGCGUAUGGGAUCAUAUCUUUAAUCGACUGGGGUGAGAUCGCGCCUUUGGAGCCGGAUUAUACGCAGAGCCACCUUCAGGUCGCUGUCAAGUUCAUUGAGGUGAUUGUGAAGCUUGGUGAGGUUGAAAAGCUCACUGAGCCCAUAUGGAAAUACGUCAUCCUUGUCGUGAAGCUUUUCGAUUUCACCGUUGAUUCCCCAGGAAUUGCCGAUGCCAUCGAGGCACGCCAUCGUCCCACACAGGAGCCAACGAACGAAGAAUGUCAGUCGGACCCGCAAGAAGAGAGACAAGCGGCAAUGGAAGCCCUCGAAGGACCAAAAAUAGGACUUGAGUGUUUGGGUUGGUGUCUUUCGCCUGAAGACAUUGACAGAAACAAGUCAAAGUUGCAAGACUUGGAGGCGACGCCUCCGCAGUAUCCUGAACACGAUGCAUUAUAUCUACCGCGAUGGGCCCAAGCAGACGACUGGGUGAUCGAAUUGGAACACCAAACGCCACAUGACUUGUGGUACGGUGUCCCCUCGAAUCCCCUACACCAACUAGAACCCAACUAUAUACCGCUGCUUGUAAUAGGGAAAGGAAUCGAGGGUCGUCGCAAGGCUCGCAUCGGGUAUGGCUUCUACUCGCCACUGAAAAAGUUCCACAGACCCAGUUUCAAGCAAGACAAUUCUGCGCCAGCUUACUUCUAUUUUGAUAUAGAAGACUCGAUCAUAUUUCUCUGGAAGAUGAAACAGCUUUAUGAGCUGAAUCUGAGUUCCAAAGACUGGAUGGUCGAAUUCCUCGAUACAGAUGUCUCUAGUAAGCAUCAGAUACCUGGGCCCUCCUUUGCCGCGCUCCCAUCCGAGCGUCCAGAAAGGACAAAGCGAUAUAAGCCUGCAUUCAGGGACAAUCGAUUUUGGUCGUCCUUUCGCAACCUUGAGCGUCAUAGGUACAGAAAUUUUGUCCUUUUCGAUACGAAGACGCGCCGUGGCUGGUUCGUCAACGGCCGGGUCGUCGUGCUGGAGCUACUAUGCGCGUAUCUCAAGAACAUUCCUCAGGCCGAGCCGUUCGACUUGUCCACGUUGAACUACAUCGAUGACAGGUCCUCGAAAAGAGAAUUCAUGGUGCUCAAUGAUUCGGAGAACCUAGAGACCACUAUAUCCAGAGUUCUCAAAGACACCGGAGGGACGCCUGUGACCAGCCAGUCGCUUCAAGGCCGGGCCAAAGUCGAGGAGAAGCUCAUUGUCGAUGUGCUCAAGGAAAUCUACCAGGCUCUCGCAACUAUGGAUCCAUUGAAGCGAUUCCCGGGUGAUGUGGAUCGCUUUUCCCUCCUCCAGAUGCCUGUCAAACAACGUCGCAAUGUUGUUGCAAAGGGAUGGGACUUCGAGCGAAUUUACCGCACCGGCAAAGCCAAGGUUUACACGCAUGUGUUUGAAAAAGAUCCUGGUUGGCUCGAGUUUGCGAAAGACGCGGAAGCAAGUAUCAUAUUCGGAAAGGACUUUGGAGAGAUGCUAUUGCCACGGGAUGAAGACUGCUGCCCUCAUUUCAAGAUCGUUCCUAAAGGCCAAGAUUAUCUUGCGAUCGGAAUGGACAAGAUCCAAUACCUGGUCGAUAGAUGGACCGGGAUCGAUGAAAAGGACAAGAUUGUUGCCAGGCUAUCCCAUUGGUAUGCCUGGAAACGGGGCGCGGAGCCCUUUGGUCACCACCACGGUUGCGAUGAGCAUGUCGAACAGGUCGACUCCGGUUGCUUUCCUGUCCAAAGGCUCAUGAGAGUCCCGCACUAUGAUACACAAGAAAAGGACAUGGCCAUUCUAAAAAGAAAGAGAGGCCGGCUGUACUCGUCUCAGGAUGUCGAGGUCAUGAAUGUGGCGAUCCGGACGGAUGUGAGCGAAGCGGCCGACAGUGAGGAACCCAACCCCCACACGAGGGGGAAGUUCCGGAAGACUGGGGUGGUCGUGUUUGGGAAUCGACCUGGUCCAAAAAAGCUGAAGAAGCUUGCCCAGGCCAAUGAUUCGGUCCUUCAAACUGGAAACAUUGCGCUAGACAGGCGGAAUUCUAACCUCUCUGAACUCUCAUCGGUGUCCGAAAUGGGACGUUUCAGCAGAUGCAAGCGUGCUGGCGACUCACGAUGGUCACGAUUGAGAGGGAAGGAGUAUCCAACACUAAAGCUUCCUAUCAUCGAAUGAUGGUAUAAAAUAGAGGGACACCAGGCAGUUUGUCUUCAAAACAGAUCCAUGAGCAGAGCUCGUUAUCCGA
Messenger RNA from Diaporthe batatas, 3444 nucleotides. RefSeq lists its product as uncharacterized. The coding region runs from base 147 to 3374 and encodes 1075 amino acids. The record is from RefSeq and is a predicted model, not a curated record. The transcript has a single exon. Lineage: Eukaryota; Fungi; Ascomycota; Sordariomycetes; Diaporthales; Diaporthaceae.